AUGUUUGCUCAACAUUUCUUAAAAUAUUUAUGUUUCUCUCUUUUGUUUUUCUCUUUUGCUGAACAACAAAAUGUUUUUGCCUCCCAACAAAAACAACAGCCAAAAACAAGUUUAUUUAAAACUGAAAGAAAUGAACAACAAAAACAACAGCCAAAACCAACAAAACAACCCCCAAAACAAACAAAAACAUCAAAACAAACAAAAACAACAUUGUUUUCAACAACUAAAACACCAAAAACAUUAAAAACAACACAACAACCUCCUUGUCUUUUACAAGAUUCUGUUCAUAGAAAAAGUGUUUUGACUGAUGUUUUGUCGGGGUAUGACAAAACUGUUCUUCCUUCCAAUGAAAGUGUUGUUGUUAGUGUUGAAUUGACUGUUCAGGCAAGUCGUGUUUUUGGUUUGGAUAUUUCCACUAUCUCAGAAAUCACUGGUUCAUUUGUUGCAGAUGUCUGGUUUUCUCAAAUUUGGUUAGAUCCUCGAUUAGAAUAUUGGAAUUAUUCGUGUAAAUCUAAUCUUUCCUUAGACUCAUCUGUUGCGGAUAAGGUGUUUUAUUUCAUUUAUGUUCCUGUUAUAAAGGCACCGCUUUGGACACCAAAUGUUUGUUUUGUUAACAGUAAAGAAACAAAAGUACAUCGUUCACCCAGCAAUAAUGUUUUAUUAAUAAUAUAUCCAAAUGGCACAAUAUGGUUAAAUUAUCGUGUUAGAGUUAGCGGUCCAUGUACUUUUACAUUGUCCCAAUUUCCUUUAGAUCAUCAAGAAUGUGUUUUAAUUUUUGAAUCUUAUUCUUACAAUAUUGCAGAAGUUCGUCUAAUAUGGCAAGAAUGGGCACCAGUUACUAUACCUCCACCUGAAGCUCUUCAAUUGCCUGAUUUUCAUUUUUAUAAUGUUAGCUGGGAGACACAAAUGAAUGAAUACACUGCAGGUGCUUGGGAUCAAUUAAAAGUAACAUUUCGGUUUAAACGUUUAUAUGGCUAUUAUAUACUCCAAAUGUAUUUACCAACAUAUUUGUCUGUGUUUAUUUCUUGGAUAGCUUUUUGGUUAGAUUCUCGUGCCUUGCCAGCAAGAAUAACUUUGGGAGUAUCUAGUCUUAUGGCUUUAACUUUUCAAUUUGGAAAUGUUGUUAAAAACCUUCCGAGAGUUAGCUUUGUUAAGGCAAUUGAUUUGUGGUUUUUUGUUUGUGUAUCCUUCAUUUUCUCAUCUCUAGUUGAACUGGCAAUCGUUGGAUUUGCAGAAAAACGAUCGGAUCAGAAACGACAAAAGAGUAAGAAAAGUUGGAGGAAACAAACAAUUAAAAAUAACAAUAAUUCUACGAUAAAAAGGUAG
This is a messenger RNA of Meloidogyne enterolobii, 1326 nucleotides long. The record is from the annotation of a GenBank genome assembly. Lineage: Eukaryota; Metazoa; Nematoda; Chromadorea; Rhabditida; Meloidogynidae.